This is a messenger RNA of Gamsiella multidivaricata, 1194 nucleotides long. Its product is annotated as S-adenosyl-L-methionine-dependent methyltransferase. The coding region runs from base 99 to 1010 and encodes 303 amino acids. The record is from RefSeq and is a predicted model, not a curated record. The transcript has a single exon. NCBI's taxonomy places the organism in Eukaryota, Fungi, Mortierellomycota, Mortierellomycetes, Mortierellales, Mortierellaceae.
UUUGAGCUCAUCGCUCUUCGUUCGGGAUCAGGAUCAUCCUUCGACCUCCAGGAGCCUCCAUCAGGACAGGACAACUCCAUUCCGCUCUCAUUGCCUUAAUGUCGUUUCUUAGUCGGUUUUCCCGAACCCAGCUCAUCAUCGGCGGUCUCCUGACCUACGCGACCGGUGUCUCGGCCGCGCUCACCUUCUUCCCUUCCGGAGCCAAGACGGACCCGAAUGCCAAGGACACUGAUAUGCUCCCCUCGGAAUCAGUCCGUCGAAGCAUCUUUGACACACUCGCCCCCGGAUACGAUAAGGAAGUUGGUCUGCACGAGUAUUUACUCGGGAUCCAACGUCGACGGAAACGUCUUCUCCAACAGGCGACGGGACGGGUUCUUGAGAUCGCGUCGGGGACGGGCCGGAAUGUGGAUUAUUAUCCGAAAGGAUGCUGUGGAGAAAUCGUGUUCUCUGAUUUUUCGGAGGGGAUGAUGGAGGUGUUGAAGAGGAAGGUCGAGGAGAGUGAGUUGGGGAGACGAUGGGAUUAUCAGCGGAGGAGGGGGAAACAGCUGGAGGGGGAGCGGAGGGCGCAGUUGAGGCACCAGCAGCAGGCAGGAGACAUGGCGACAGCAACAACAACAACAGCCACGACAGCAGCAGCACAGCCGACACAGGUGGUCGAGACAGAGCUUCGCUUCCAAACAAUGAAUGCAGCUGCGAUCCCAUACCCAGAUCAGAGUUUCGAUACCGUGGUCGACACAUUCGGAUUAUGUAGUUUCGAGGAUCCCGUUCAGGUGCUGAAGGAAAUGAAGCGGGUAUUGCGGCCUGGCGGGAAACUAUUGUUGUUGGAGCACGGGAAUAGUAGCUGGGGGUUUAUGAAGGAUAUGCAGGCGAAGCAAUUGGACCGACAUGUGCAUAAGUAUGGGUGCUAUUGGAACAGGGAGAUUGAGGAGAUUGUGCAGGAGGCCGGGUUGGAGGUUGUGGAGGAGGAGAGGUCGCAGUUGGGCACGGUUUAUUUUAUUGUUGCAAGGUAGAACGAAUGUAAUAAUAAAAUGCACGGUCGUCAGUUGGUAUGCCAUAGUGCAAUGGGUUCCAGCACCAACCUGGAUAUCCCCUCAGCCCCCAACUCCAGAGGGUAACGAACCUUCAACCUUCGCGAGUCUCGCGCUUGGGCUCUUUUUCAGCAGGCGAAACGGGUGACUGUGUGAAAGCCACCGG